Messenger RNA from Phycodurus eques (leafy seadragon), 1582 nucleotides. RefSeq lists its product as uncharacterized. Bases 227 to 700 code for a protein of 157 amino acids. The record is from RefSeq and is a predicted model, not a curated record. Lineage: Eukaryota; Metazoa; Chordata; Actinopteri; Syngnathiformes; Syngnathidae. The transcript is spliced from 5 exons.
UUGCCGGGACAUCGGAUAGUCGGCCGAGCAGCCGGCGGUCUCUUUCUUAACAACUCGGAUCGGUCGGGGUUUGCCGUGUCGAAGCUGCGGACCGGGGCGCGAGGUCAUUGAACGUUUUGUCCGCCAUGACACACGGUACGCGGUGACACGACGAGCACGUACGGGCGGGACGGGACCGCGAGGCUUUUGUUCGUGCUGGAAAACGGCGACAGUUUGGGUAGGCGAAAUGUCGAGACCUCCUUCCCAAACCACUCCGCAGAUCUGCAGGGUCAGCGACAAAGACCUCACUGAGAUUGAACUCCAUUCUGUGGACUCAAUCAAUGACCUGCACCGGACGCACCCCGAACACAACCACAAAGGAACGAGGCCCCCCCGCCCCGCUUACCCUCCUUCCGUGAACGGAACGCUGCACGCGCGCCACACGAGCAGCGUCGGCGGCGGAGCCAAACGGCAGAGUCGUCUGCGGGACACGUCGGCUCCGAGCUCGUCACGGGCCUACGCUACGGCCUGCGCUGUCAUCACGCUGCUCCUGCUCACGCUCGUGCUCAUUUUCUACUUCCUGGUACAACAAGGCGGCGCACUGCGGAGGCUGACCGAGGCCUCGAGGGAGAAAGAAGCUGCGGCCGCACAACUGUCCGCACUGAUCCAACAGCUACAAACGCUCACAUUCAACCUGACGGCCACGAGAGGGCGCACAUGAACGAAGAGGGUGUUCAUGGCCUGAUUCUUCACAUCCUGGCUCAAAGACGCUAUAUCCUGGAGCUGCAAACGGAGACGUCAAACCAAAUGGAGGGAUAUGACGUCGCGGAUGACGUUCGGUACCUUUUUCGCCACGUUGUGCAGUUCCUCAUUAGCAGCUUCCAGAGUCUCGGUGGCGUUCUUCGCACGACUUAACGCGGCUAAAGAAGCGCUCGCUGUCCCGUUGCAUCCUUCCCCUCCGCAUACGUGGGUGCCCUGGUUGUCACGGCAACCAGGGCCACCACACGGGCUGUCUUCGCAGCUACCGUUGACACUGGCGUCGCUGCGGCCCCCGCAUACCUGUAGGAAAAUGGGUUUCAACUUGUUAGAUGUACAGGGAUUGGCCUUCUGCACAAGUGUGUUCUGCUUCUUCUGUGGCUUUUUUUUGGGUGAUAACACCGCAGACGUACACCGGCGACGGUAAAGGCAAAUUUGAUGCUGAUGACAUACUGCACGCACCAGCCCAGCAGCCAAAGUUCCUGUGCGACGAACCCUCGAAUAUUCACGGUUUGUAAUUCACAAAUUCCGGGCGUGCGAGGUGCAACCUAUACUAUUGGCUGAAAAACUCUAUUCUAUGAAAAACCUCUUCAUGUAUUUUUCUGUUAAGCCCUAAAACGCCACAUGACGGUGCUAGGAAAGUAGUCAUUGGUGUCAAGGAAGCAUGUUUCAGUGAUACAUCAUGACUGAGAGACUAAAAUGGAGCUAAGUUUAGCCUGGGUUGUUGGCAGAAGUUCCAGAGAGUGCAGCUUGUAUGUCUUUGCUCUGCUGAGUAGCUAUUAAAAGGCUUUUUUUUUCAAAAUCAAAUCACCUGCCAGCCAUUUAUUUUUGAAGGGUUAUGUUCUAA